Molecule: messenger RNA, 3626 nt
Organism: Pelobates fuscus (common spadefoot toad)
Lineage: Eukaryota; Metazoa; Chordata; Amphibia; Anura; Pelobatidae
Gene: DOK1
Product: docking protein 1
Exons: 6
Coding region: 723-2738 (671 amino acids)
Biological process (GO): Ras protein signal transduction; positive regulation of MAPK cascade; cell surface receptor protein tyrosine kinase signaling pathway
Cellular component (GO): cytoplasm
Source: RefSeq, a predicted model, not a curated record
UUGAGAUAGAGACAUCAAGAGAGAUUGAAAGAGACAUCCUUUGACAGAGAGACAUUAAAAGAGAGACCCUGGCAGAUAGCUAAAGAGACAGAGCAAGAGAUACAGACAUCCUAAUACACAGAAAGCAACAUCAGUGACAUAGAGGGAGAGAAGAAACACACAGAGCUAUCCAGAGACAGUAAGAGAGACAUUCUAUGGGAGAGACUGGUUAUAGAGACGGUUAAAAGGACAGACAGGUAAGUGACAAUCUCAGAGAACAGAGAUAGGUGGGUUUGGGGAGAGAUAGAGGUAACAGCCAGCUUCAGAAGGGGCAGGAGAGACACGUGAGACAGACAAGUUAGGAGGAGAGACACAGGAGACAGACUCAGGUGGGACAGACAAGUUAGGAGGAGAGACACAGGAGACAGGCUCAGGUGGGACAGACAAGUUAGGAGGAGAGACACAGGAGACAGGCUCAGGUGGGACAGACAAGUUAGGAGGAGAGACACAGGAGACAGGCUCAGGUGGGACAGACAAGUUAGGAGGAGAGACACAGGAGACAGGCUCAGGUAGGUUAGGAGUAGAGAGACAGACAGGAGGCAGCAGAGACGGGAUCAGAGAAGAGGUAUGUGAGGGUUCUGGGGAGACUUGCAGACAUUUCAUUUUUGAUGGGAACAUAUCGUAGCCGGAUCUGAUCAAAUCUCUCGGAAAAGAGACCGUCUGAGGACGACUUGGGGAACAUCAUGCCAGGGACAGAUAAACCCAUAAAAGAGGGACAGCUUCAUGUCAAACAGAACAAGUUUGGAAAGAAAUGGAAGCGGUGUUAUGUUCUCCUGUACCCUGACUCUCCGUUUGGGGUGGCACGUUUGGAAUUCUAUGAUUGGAAGGACGGUACUGUCGCCGGCGAGAAGUUCCUCAACCGCCGUGCUGCUGAUCGGAAAAUUGUUCGUCUGGCCGAAUGUGUCUGUGUCGCACCAGCUCCAUCAGAGAAUGGCCACAAAGAAAACAUGACUGCAUUCACACUGGAAACCAAUGACAAAACCAUCCUCUUAUCCACAGAGCGCUUAUUCUCCAAUGAGUGGAUCCAGAAGCUUAGUGAGGUUGCCUUUCCGAAUAAUCUCAAUGGUUGUAAAUCCAACCAAGAAAAGAAAUCUGAGGACAUGGUGGAUGUUCCGUUAGAGAUGGCUGUCAACAGUAUUUAUGUCUCGCGAGAGGAAGUGUGCGAGUUCCUGGUCACUGUGCAAAGGACUGAAGCUGCCGAGCGUUGUUCGCUGAGAGGUUCCUAUAUCUUACGAGCCGAGGUCGAUUGUCUGAUACUAAUAGACCCAAACACAAAACAAUCUCUGUACUCGUGGCCCUAUAAACUACUGCGCAGAUAUGGGAGAGAUAAGGUUAUGUUCUCAUUUGAAGCAGGUAGACGUUGUUCAUCUGGUCCAGGCAACUUUACUUUUGAGACAUCUCAGGGUCAUGAGAUAUUUCAAAGAGUAGAAUCUUCCAUCCGUGCUCAGCAGGGAACAGAGAAUAGACUAAGCUGUUCAAUACUGGACACUGAUGUCUUUGCAGAAAACGCUUCCCAUGGGCUAGAAUCAACAAUGUCUGAGGUGCAGACAAAAAAUGUGAUAUCAAGGAAAGAGCCAGAGGAGAAGCCAGUCAAAGGUCGAACCCUUCCUAAUCCACCUAUGGCCAAAUCUGCUGCACCACAGCACCUUCUUGAACCUUCUGCUUUUGGAUCAAAACCUGUAGUCUCCAACACUCCCCCUCGCUCUCCUGUCUCUAAAUCUGCUAGUCACCACUCGGGUGGAGACACAGAUGACUUGGUGGGAGUGUAUUCUGAACCUAAGGAUUCUGUGAGAGGUGUAAAACCUGUAUUUGACCCUUUAUACUCAGAUCCUGUUGACAGUGUCAAAGGACAAAUUACAAACAGAGACAUGAGUGGGGUCUCCCCUCUUUACUCAGAUCUCUAUGAGCAGGUUGGGUAUGAGGUGGUAGGAGUGGUCUCGCCAAAACUACAAACUAAUUCCACCUUUCGUCCCACAUCUGAGGAGCACAUUUAUGAUGAGCCAGAAGGGAUUGCCCAAUCUUCUGAACCUCCACAGUUGUACUCGGAGGUACGAAUGGAAAAAGGUGCCUGGAUGAAACAGGCUAGUGAUGAAAAGCUUCGCUAUGAGUACCCCUAUAACCCAGUUACAGAUGAUUACUCCGUGCCAAAUAUCCAAGGACAGCGUGUUCAGCCACGAAAUAGAUCUGGUCCAAAACCAGUUCCUGCUCCCAAACCUCAAGGAGUGACCUUACUCAAAACUAUAGGAAAAGAACCUGAGACUGAUAAAACAUCCACACAGUCUCAUAGCAUCUCAUCCAACAGUAACAACAAUAACAGCAGCCACAUAGAACCUUUGUAUAGUCAGAUACAAAAACCAGGUGCAUCAUCAAAACUGCAAUCACCAGCAAAUCCACAGUGUACCACAUCCACACCUGGAACCCCAGUCUCUGUGCCACUACCGACAAAACCUCCAUCUCUUCCAGCCCUGCCACUUCCAAACAAAACUCUGCCUCACUCUGUCAAGGCUUCAGGGGUGCCAGGCCUGCCAAUCCCAUCAAAACCUCAUGUUCUGCCACCAGCUACACUUCCUACCAAACCAAUUCCGCUGUAUCCUCAACCUGUAACCCAGGCUAGCCAAUCCUUAGGAUGUCCUGAGAAAGAGCUGUGUGUAGAUGAAAAUCGCCAGACAUCCAUCUAUGAGGACAUGGGAGUUCUGUGAAAAAUAUAUAUUUACUGUUAUUGUUGAAAAUGAAAUGUGACAAUCGACACUUCUCAUAAACAAUGUCCAUCAGUAUGCAUUGCCCCCAUAUGAGUGAUUUUGUGACAGUGCCCCAGGGCGAGACUGUUCCCCUUGCUGUGUGACACUGCCCCCAGGAGAUACUGUUCCCCUUGUUGUGUGAUACUACCUCCAGGAGAUACUUUGCCCCUCAGUGUGUAAUAUUGGCUCCAGAAGUUACUGUGCCCCUUGCUGUGUGAUACUGCCUCCAGGAGAUACUUUGCCCCUCGCUGUGUAAUACUGCCUCCAGAAAUUACUGCGCUCUUGCUGUGUAAUACUGGCUCCAGAAGUUACUGUGCCCCUUGCUGUGUGAUACUGGCUCCAGAAGUUACUGUGCCCCUUGCUGUGUGAUACUGUCUCCAGGAGAUACUUUUCCCCUCGCUGUGUAAUACUGCCUCCAGAAGUUACUGUGCCCCUUGCUGUGUGAUACUGGCUCCAGAAGUUACUGUGCCCCUUGCUGUGUGAUACUGGCUCCAGAAGUUACUGUGCCCCUUGCUGUGUGAUACUGCCUCCAGAAAUUACUGCGCUCUUGCUGUGUGACACCAUCCCCAGAAGUUACUGUGCCCCUCACUGUGUAACACCACCCCCAGAAGUUACUGUGCCACUUGCUGUGUGAUACUGCCCACACAUACUGUGCCCUCGAUGUGUCUAUGUGACACUGCCCCAGGGAGAGAUUGUGCCUUUUACUGUAUGAAACCCAUAUCUAAUACAUCUCUGCAUACUACAACGUACCUGCAUUCCACCCUUGGUUUAAUUCUGCCAAGUUGUUGGUAAAGUUAUUUUGGUGUUAGUUUGCAGCUAUUUCUUGUGUCUUUCAAAAUCCGACCUACU